AUGUUGCCAUUUUUUUCUCUAAUUAUUCUUUUUACUGAUUUAUUUGCUAAUUGGGGCAACUCUGAAAUAAUUAACACGGGAUAUGGAUCAAUUCAGGGUUUAGAAGUUUGGAGAAAUCACAAAUUAUAUCAUAGUUUUAAGGUGAGAUAUUUUUACAGUAUUUUAGUGGAAUAUUUGAAGAAUUUCAGAAAAUCCCAUUUGCUGCGCCGCCUUUGGGAAAAUUGAGAUUUCAAAAACCUGAAAAUCCAGAAUUAUGGACUGAAAUUCGAGAUGGAACUGGUGAGAUUUAGAAAAAAAUUACUUGUGGCCGAGUUUUUGAAAGUUAGACCAAGCGGAAAAAUUUUCCAAUAUAAAUUCAAAAAAAAUUUGAAUGAAAAAACGAAGCUUAACUUUUGAAAAAGUGAAAACCAAUACCACUUUUGGAGCCUACAAGUCACAAAAAUUAUCAAUUUUCUCUAAAAUAAAUCAUCAUCUGGUUUCUGGAACUAUUGAACUUUUAGUUGUUUGUUUUCAAAACAAAACUCAAUUUUUUUCACAGCUUAUGGUCCAGCAUGUAUGACAAAUUCGACAACAUCCAAAAGUAUUCCAAAAUGGAUCGAUGAAGAUUGUUUGUAUUUGAAUAUUUUUGUUUCGGAUUAUUGUUUGGUAAGUCAAAAAUAUUUGAAAAAAACCAUCCAGGAAACUUACACUUUCCUAGGUAAGGAGUCCCUCUAAUUCUAAGCCUGAUAAAAGAGUUUUACGAUUAUUUUCCGCGUGCCCUUCUAAAAAUUUCCAAAUUUUUCACUUUCAAAUAUUUUUUCUCAACUUUCCAGAGAUCCAAAAACUGCUCGACUGCAGUUUACAUUCAUGGCGGAGCUCUGAACUAUGAUUCAGCAGUGAUGUUCAAUGACACAGUUCUAUUUGAUUCAUAUUGCUCAAGAGAUGUUAUUUUAGUUAUCCCUGCAUUUCGACUUGGUGUAUUUUCUCAUCUUGUAUUCAAUGAUCAAAAAGUUGCUCCUUACAAUAUCGCAAUCUUUGAUAUUCUAAAAGCUAUUGAUUUUGUCAGUCAAGAAAUCCAACAUUUCGGUGGAAAUUCUCAAAAUAUCGCAUUAUUUGGUCAUUCAUACGGCGGAGUUAUUUCAUCGCAACUCCUAUUUUCUACAGAAAUCGAGAAGAAGUUCCAAAAAGUUGUCUCAAUGUCAUCCAUCUCAUUUUUCAAACCAUUAGAGGAGUUGAGAGAACUUACGGAUAAAUUUUUAAAAAUUUCUGGUUGUAAAGCUACAAAAGAUUUUGAUGCUCUAAAAUGUUUGGAAAAACUGGAUGCACGAGAGUUGCUCAGGUUAGUCUCAAUUACAUAAUUUUUGAAAAUUGAAUUUAUAUUUUUUAGAAUCCAAAGAAAAAUGGAGGAAGAAGAUUCGAAGAAUAUAUUUGAAUCGAUAGUUCAUUCUCUACCUUUAUUUCAACCUGGAACCCUCGCAGAUUUCCAUAAGAACCCUACAAAUAUGCCGUAUUUAUCUGGAGUUGUAGCACAUGAAUUUGAUAAUAACGGAGAGGAAAGAGAACUUGCUAGUAUUAUUGAUUUCAAAAAUAAAAAUGAGGUUUAUAAGAAGUAUAGAAUGGAUAAGAAAUUGGGGAAAUUGAGUAAGUUUUUCGCUUCGGAAUUAUUAUUUUUGACGAGUUUUUUAACUCAAAAAAUACAGUAAUCACAGAUUACUGUAGCUUUUUUCUAGAGAAUUUCAUAAGAGAUUACAGAAUUCAACACAACUGAUCGAACUCAAAAAUUCUUCCUCGAUGUUUCAUUUCGAAUUCGACAAAUGCGAAAAAUCGGAGCGCCCGCGUAUCUCUACGAAUAUUCAAACCCAGCACAUGCCACGCAUACAGAUGAUUUAUCAUAUAUUAUGGGUGUACAUUUAUUCAAUAAAUCAAUUGAUGAACAAAAAUUAUCAGAAGUUUAUCCGGAAUAUUUUAUGAAUUUUAUCAAAUUUGGAAAACCGGCGGAAAAUUGGGAAAUAUCGAAUGGAACUAGUUAUUUUGAUAUUGAUUGGAGUGAGGAAAAUGGAAAAAGACCGCAAAUGAGAAAUGGAUUUGAAAAAGAGGUAGACUUGAGAUUUUAGGGCUUUUAAAAUCUUGAAGUGUUUCAGAUAAUUGAUUAUUGGUUUGUCAAAAUGCGAGAAUACGAUGAACUUAUUGAAAAACAAAAAUCAAAAUCAAUUCCGAAAUUCAAACGUCUUCCAAUAUUAUCCGCAAAUUCAACUUCGAUUUCUUGUCUCUCAAUUCUACUGAUCUUCCUAGCUGGAUUGAUACUAGGAAGAUUAUGUUGGUUCAGGCCGAAAAGUUCAAUCUAUGUUCAGAUACCAGGGAAUAAUUAUGAAAAAAUAGUUGAAAUUUGAAUUCUCCAUAAAUAUUUGGUAGUUCAAAUGUUCUUUGUUGAAAUUUGAAAAAAAUCAGGAAGUAAACACCUAUGAUCAUUUUUCUGUUCCUAAUCUUGAUUAUAAUUACAAUAUUUCUUUUCCUAUUUCUUAUCAAUUGUUUGGUGUCAUAGUUUGUAGCCUAUUGUUAUUUUUAUUCUUAUUCUUAUCAUUCGUUAGUUAGUGUAGUGAGCAAAAAUGCACAUCUCUCCCAAAAUUUUAAUUUUUGUGUUUAUUCUAUUUUCAAUUUUUUCUCCCGGAGAUUCUACGAUCAUCAAAACUGGUUUGGGUUCAAUUAGAGGACUGGAAACUUAUCAAAAUGAUAAGCUUUAUCAUAGGUUUAAGGUGAGUUUAACUGUAGAAUAAUUAAUAAAAAAAUAAAAUAAAUUAGAUUUUUUGUUUAGAAAAUCCCAUUUGCUGCACCGCCUGUGGAAAAUCUGAGAUUUCAAAAACCUGAAAAUCCCGCUCCUUGGGCUGAAAUCAGAGAUGGAACUGGUGAGUUUUCCAAAACUUAAACCCCUAGGUCAUAUUACCACCGUACAACCUAAUUUUUAGCCUACGGUCCAGCAUGUAUAACAAAUACGACAUCAUCAAAAAGUGUGCCAAAAUGGAUGGACGAAGAUUGUUUGCAUUUGAAUAUUUUUGUCUCGGAUUUUUGUUUGGUAGGUCGAAAAAUGGGGGUAUUUCGGGUGGGAUUCGUUUCUAGCCCAUCUUCGAUUUUUUAGAGUACAAUUAAACUUUUAUAAUUUCUCAAACAUUUCCCAGUUGUUUUUCCAGAAAUCAAAAAACUGCUCAACCGCUUUCUAUAUCCACGGCGGAGCAUUGUACUACGAUUCAGCUGUUAUGUUCAAUGACUCAUUUCUCCUAGAUUCUUUUGCUUCUAGAGAUGUGAUUCUAGUUAUUCCUGCAUAUCGACUAGGAAUAUUUUCUCAUCUAACACUGCAAAAUCAAAAACUUGCUCCCUAUAAUAUUGGAAUUUACGACAUGCUUAAAGCUCUCGAAUUCGUCAAUAAGGAAAUCAAGAAUUUUGGAGGCGAUUCGAAAAUUGUCACAUUAUUUGGUCAUUCAUAUGGGGGACUGGUAACUUCACUUCUUUCAUUUUCUACAGAAAUCAACAAAGAUUUGAGCUUGUUUCAAAAAAUAGUCUCGAUGUCUGCAUUUUCGCACUUUCAACCAACGGAAACAAUAAAGAAUCGGACUUAUGAUUUUGCUAGAAGAUCAGGAUGUAAUACUUCAGAUCUUGAAGUUUACACCUGCUUGCAAAAUAAAAAAUGGCCAGAACUUUUGCGAAUCCAACAAGAAAUGGAAGAAGACUAUGGAACUUUGAACUUUGAAGGAGUUCUUCAGGAAAUGCCACUUUUCCAGAAAGGAAGUCUGGGAGAAUUUCAUAAAAAUCCGAAGAAAAUUCCAUGUUUAACGGGAGCGACAACUUUGGAAUUCGAUACGAAGCCAGAUAAGAUUGAUAUCACAGAAAUUAUGGAUUUCAAGAAUCCGGAGGCUAUUUAUAGGAAAUAUCAAAGCGAUGUUGAGCAAAAUUUAUUGAGUGAGUUUAGUCAGGGGAAGUAAGCAAUCGGAUUUUUUAAAUAACAAUUCAUAAUUCUGAUUUGGGAACGAAAUCCACGAUCACAGUCCCAAAAAUGCUCUACAGUAACCCAAGAUCUAAAAAAACCAAAAUUUCAAAAUUUAAGAGUUCCGGUGGCCAUCCUAAUUUGUCAAAAAAUGUAAUAUUUCCCGAAAAAUCACAAUAAUGAUUAAUGGCCUCAGGUGAUUUUUACUCCUAUUUUUUCCAGUUUGUAUUCUAAAAAAUCAAACAUAAAUCGUUUUUCAGAACUAUAAACGAGUUUAUUACAUAAUUUCAGUUUGAAAAAUUGCGAAGUUCAAAAUCUAGCCAAAAUCCUAAUCUUCAUAAAAUUUCAAAUAAUAACAAUCGAAACUCAAGAUAGCGAAUCUUCCAGAAUCUAUAAAAUGAGCAAUUCGAAUACUUUCUUCCAAAUUUUUCUCCAAAAAUAAUUGAAAAAGUUUGAUAACAUCGAAAUUGUUCGAAUAUCCUAAUCUCCAUGUGAUUUUUCGUUUCAAAUUUGAUUUUUUUCUCCAACUUUGCACAAAAUCAUAAAUAUUUUCCUCUGUCAAAAAUCCAAUGUCAAUAUGAAUUUCACAAGCCAAAAUUUGCUGGAAUUCCAGAAAAUUGAGCUUGAGAAGUGGGAAAUUUAAUAUUUCACAUGGCUCCGCCCAAAACAUCCUUGACGUUUCUGAUUUUCCCACAAGAAAUCCUCCCGAAACAUUCAAAAUUCUUCUGGAUUUCACUAAAAACUUUGAAAUAUUUUUGCAAUUCAUCAAAUAUAGCUCCUGAAUUUCGCGUAGAUUUUGAAUUUCGAGAAAGUCUUCAUCGAUAGCUCCAUGAAUUUUGAGAAUUUUCAGCGAAUUUCGAUUUUCGCGCAAUUUUUCAUUGAUAAAAUCAACAGCUUUCUCAUAGAAAUUUUGAACUUCCACAUGAAAAUGCAGGAUUUUCAGAUGGAAUUUAGGUUUCUCUGAAAAUUCCACAUAAAAAUCAUAGUCAGAUUCGUGUUCACCAAAAAAUAUUCGACAUAGAUCUUUUCUCAAAAUUAUUUUCAUUUUUCGAAAUCUCACAAUUUUUGUUGAUUUUUGACAGAGUUUGGAACAUUUUCCAAAAUUAUAUCUAAAAAAAAAAGUUUUGUUUUUGAAAUUUUCAGAAUUAAAAUAGAGAACUUGACUCACCUGUCUGAAAAUUGCAUUUUUUGAAUAACUACACAUCGAAGUUCAGGAGGAAGAUGGGAGAAUUUUUCAAAAAUCAUUUUUCAAACUGAAUUUUGAACCAGUUAAUGGUUCCGGAGAAAUAUUUAUUGUUUGAUUUUUUAGGUCACAGCCUCGAUAGAAAAUUAGGACUGAAAAUCACGUAGGACUAUAAAUUUUGUAUUAAUUGUUUGAAAUUAUUUUUUGUUGUUAAGAAAAUUACACUUUUUGAGAAAUCGGGAAGAAUUUCCACAUAACCUCUUGUACUCACAAUCAGAGUUGAGACAAGGAAAUUUUUACAGCAGGAUCCUAACCAGAUCCUAACCAAAAGCUAUUAGUAAAAUAUAUUUAAACAAAAUAUUUCCUAUUUCAGGCUUCAAUCACUCUGAAGAAACUGUGAAACUCUUUGUCGACACCAAAAUUCGAGUUCAGGAACUAUUGAAUGUCGGAGCCCCUGCUUACCUCUACGAAUAUUCGAAUCCCACACAUCCUCUUCACACUGAAGACUUAUCUUAUAUUAUGGGAGUUCAUCCUUUCAAUAAGACUAUAGAUGAGCAAAAAUUAUCUGAAAUUUAUCCGGAAUAUUUUAUAAAUUUUAUCAAAUUUGGAAAACCUGCGGAAAAUUGGGAAAUAUCAAAUGGAACUAGUUAUUUUGAUAUUGAUUGGAAUGAGGAAAAUGGAAAAAGACCGAAAAUGAGAAAUGGAUUUGAAAAAAGAGGUAUACCGAUUGCGACCUCUAGUCUCUAUGAAGCUCAGAUUAUAAAUGAAUUUUUUUAGGUAAUUGA
Caenorhabditis angaria is the source of this 5923-nucleotide messenger RNA. The record is from the annotation of a GenBank genome assembly. Lineage: Eukaryota; Metazoa; Nematoda; Chromadorea; Rhabditida; Rhabditidae.